Molecule: messenger RNA, 2640 nt
Organism: Acyrthosiphon pisum (pea aphid)
Lineage: Eukaryota; Metazoa; Arthropoda; Insecta; Hemiptera; Aphididae
Exons: 1
Coding region: 1-2640 (879 amino acids)
Biological process (GO): DNA integration
Molecular function (GO): nucleic acid binding
Source: RefSeq, a predicted model, not a curated record
AUGGAGUCAAUUGCGCUCCUUUCUUUGGUAUUACGUGUACUGAAGGACAUUGCUGAUAACGAGUGCAAUGGGUUUCCAGAAGUCCAGGACGGACUAAGGUAUCAGACCUACGUCAACGACAUUUGUCUCGGAGCCGACACCGAGGAACUAUUAUCAAAGCUGCAGUCGGAGUUAAAAGCUGUUUUGGGACGGUCUGCACUUGAGCUGAAAAAGUGGUCGAGCAAUUCGCGCCGCGUACUCUUGGACGUUGCGGCAGCUGACCGCGUUUCAGACGUGAUCAACUUCGACGAUAAAGAAGGAGGUACGAUCAAGGUGUUAGGUCUCCGCUGGGAGCCAGUCAAGGACGUUUUUGGUUUUGAUGUACGUCCGGUCACCAAGGUAAUCACUAAACGAUCGGUGUUGUCCACUAUUGCCACAAUCUUUGACCCGAUCGGAUUCCUGGCUCCGGUGAUCUUUCAUGCAAAACACAUUAUGCAGCUGAUCUGGAAGGCUGAACUGGGAUGGGAUGAUCCGUUACCAGACGACCUAAUCAGGACCUGGAAACUGUUACUCAAUGACCUCCCAGUAUUAUCAAAAGUCGAGAUUCCUCGCUUUCUGUCGACAACCAUUACUUCCGACGUGCAGUUAUGCGGAUUCUGCGAUGCCUCGGAGCACGGGUAUGCUGCGGUAGCAUAUUUGCGAGUAACGUCGUCUCCAGGACUGGUCACCACACAUCUCCUCGGUUCUAAAACCAAAAUGUCCCCCAUGAAGACCAGCACUAUCCCAAGAUUGGAGUUAUGUGCGGCCGUCCUCCUGGCCCGUUGGUUGACUCGCCUCCUAACAAUCUUUGGUGAUCGACUCUGCUUCAACGGGAUCUUUGCAUGGUCGGAUUCCCAGAUAGUGAUGUCAUGGUUGGUUAACCCUCACACGUGCUUCAAGGUGUUUGUCUCGAACCGGGUGCACUUGGUCCGUCAACUGGUGCCGUCCUGCCGAUGGGGUUACGUCCGGUCAUCCGAGAACCCGGCGGAUUGCGCCUCCAGAGGGUUAUUGCCGUCAGACUUGGUUAAGCAUUUAUUAUAUUGGUCGGGUCCUGCUUUCCUCAAGGACAAUGUUGACACUUGGGACAUGUCGGUCUCGGCAGUGCCGAUUGAACAGCUCUCGGAAGCGAAGGUCACUUCGCUAUCGGUCCAAAUCGACCCUGAGGGGGAGUGGUUUAGUCGAUUCUCCUCAUAUCAUAACAUGGUCAGAGUGGUUGCCUGGAUGCGUCGCUUUGUAGGCAGAGCCCGAAAACAGAAAUACGCAUCAGAGUUUUUAAAUCGCGAGGAACUUGAUGACUCGCUCAUCAUCUUAGUUAAACAAUCUCAAACUUGCUGGUUGUCCAAGCUCCACGUGGACUUAGCGCGCGGCCGUCCUGCCCAACGGUUAUUAGCCGGUUUGCGGCCCUUCAUCGAUACACGAGGCGUCAUCUGUGUCGGAGGUCGCUUGGCGCGUUCUGAUUUGACCAGUGCUGAAAAACAACCGAUUUUGUUGGCCAGGGAUUCCCACUUGUCCGUACUACUUGCGCGACACUGGCACUUGGUAACAUGUCACUCAGGACCUCGAGUAAUUACGUCAUUGAUCACACGACAAUUUUGGAUAAUAUCGGUGAGGGCUGUGAUUCGCCGCGUCAUCGGUCAAUGUACGAUCUGCGUGAGAACUCUCGCCCAAAGUCCUCACCCGGUGAUUGCAGACUUACCAAGCUCUCGCGUCCAGAUGUGUCGUCCGUUCACCCGGGUUGGCAUUGACUACGCCGGGCCACUGUCCAUGCGUGAGUGUCGUUUGCGUAAGGCCCGACAGUAUAAAAUUUACGUGGCGGUGUUUGUGUGUAUGUCGACUAAGGCCGUACAUUUAGAAGUCGUGUCCGAGUUGUCCACUAAUGCGUUCCUGGCAGCCUUCGACAGAUUUGUCGCACGUCGGGGCUUACCUCAUGAUAUAUUUUCCGACUGUGGCACCAAUUUCGUGGGAGCGGCAAAGUAUCUCCGCGCCUUGGUUAACGACCCGACUAUCCGCCACGUGCUAACUUCUCAUGUAUCGUGUGUUUGGCACUUCAAUCCACCCAGUGCACCGCACUUUGGUGGCCUUUGGGAGGCUGCGGUACGAUCAUUCAAAACCCUGUUGACACGACUCGUCGGUAUCCAUACCCUCAGUUGGGAAGAAAUGACCACCGUGUUGUGCCGCAUCGAGGCAGUGCUGAACUCUCGGCCGUUAACUCCAAUGUCGUCAUCCCCAAUGGAUGUGGACUAUCUAACACCGGGACACUUCUUAAUUGGCCAACCGUUGUUGGCAGUUCCAGACGCGCCAAUACCUGAAAGUUGCACUAGGGUAGUAAACAGGUGGAAGUUAUUGCACCAGUGUCAUCAGUCCUUUUGGCGCCGGUGGUCUACCGAGUAUCUGUGUUCCCUUCAAGUCCGUGCCAAGUGGACAGCUGAUGUGCCUAACUUGCAAUGUGGUGACAUGGUAGUAAUCAAAGAUUCAAGUCCCCCCAUGUCUUGGCGAUUAGGCCGCAUUAUAGACGUGACGCCUGGUAAUGACGGUGUAGUCCGGGUAGUAAAAGUGAACACGGCUACGGGGGAGCUCACCAGACCAGUAGUUAAAUUAGUAAAAUUACCUAUGGACCAGUAG